GCCAGAAGAUCAAGAUCUGCUCCAAGUUCAAGGAUUGAGUUAUCAAUGCAAAAUAGAAAUAAUAUUUCACUAAAUCGUGGCGUAAAUAUGUUAUCUGCUAAUAAUACCAGGACAGCAAUUAGUAAUGUAGGAAAUGGAAUGAGGCCUUCAAGAAGAACUAGAUAUGCUUCUUGUUCGAGGUUAGAUUUACCGAUGCAAAAUAGAACUAAUAUUUCACUGAAUCGUAGUGUUAAUUUAGUUGCUAAUAAAACAAGGAGAACAAUUGAUACAAAUGGAAUGAGGUUGCAAUAUGCUUCUGGUUCAGAAAACCAGCGAAGGCUUCUUCAAAGGCUGGCUGUUCUGAAUCAGCGGAUAACUGAAGCGGAAGAGUAUAUGAGGAUGUUAAGACGAUCCGCAUCUUAUUUGAGCCAUCAGGUGCAGGUCAGUCUACACAGACAGAACCUCGUGGAUAUUGAUUACAACAGAAAGGGAUCAAAUGCCCGUCUAGAAGUAAUCAUCGAGGUUCCGUCUGAUGAAUAUUCAUCAGUACCACCGAUAAAGGACUUGAAAGCUUGUGAGACUAAUAGAGAAAGACUGGCAAUACGAAGGUCGAAACAAGCUAGAAGGCGAUUGGUGUUCAAUACCAUUUCGAUGAUACUCGUCGUAUUUCUUCCACUAAUGGGGAUCGGUUUCAUUCUGUAUAGUUACCUAAAUGGACUCGAUCCCCCGAUUUUUACAAGAAAUAUGGUGGGUUGAGAAAUUAAAUUAUACACUAUGUCGAAAAAGUACCAUUAAUUCGAUGAUAAUAACUCAUAAAAUGUAGACGACCUGAGUCAUUGUAAAACCGAAUAAGUACAAACGAAAGUAUAGUUGACGCUUGAACUCGCUCAUGCGAUUACGCGACCUAUCAGAAACGAGAUCAGAAAUAAAAAAUUACAAUAUCUUAAGACGGGCAGUUCAAAUCUGUAUCGGAAGAACAUUAUUCAUAUUCUUGCAGAACAAUAAAAGUGAACUACCUAAUCUAAUAGUAACGAUUAAAUGAUCCUGAGGAAAUAGCUGAAAAUAAAUCAAGAAUUUCAAUUCUAGACAUAAAGGUUCAUAUCAAAAAGCCCUAUCAAAUAGUGAAGGUUAUUUCCUCAUCCGUCUCAAUUAUUUUGUUAUUAAUUCACUAUGUUAUCAACAUCAGAAUAACCUAACUAAAAUAUAUUAACGAUCAUAUUCAGAGGGGAAUUUCUAAGAGGGAAUUGUUCUUCCUCUAUCCAGGUCCGCCGCCAAACAUUUUGGCGACCCGGCAAAAUAAAAUUUUGCCGCCCUGCUUUUCUUAAUUUAUCUGAAUUUUCUUUGUAGUAGCCUCUGUAUUUCCCUCAGGCAUCUUUUCAAUUUCACAUGAAAUUAUAUUUUUCAACUUAAAAUCACCCUAUCAAAUUUAUCAAAGGUUGUUUUGUCGACUUCAUCGAAAAAUGUCCUAAAUUUUUUUAAAAGUACGACGAACUAUAAGUCUAUAGUGAAAAAAGGUAAUUGAAGGAAGUGCCUGAAUAGUACCUAUUUGUAUUUUAUAACUAUAGUUGAGAGCACCUAAUUUUAUUAUUUCACUUCUACAAAGAGUGGAUUUUUCACUAAGAAAUUAUAUUUGUCUCAAAAAUUUAUUUCUUGCUUCAUUAACUGACUGCGUCCCUAAAAUUUGGCGCCCCGGAAAAAUGUCCGGUUUGCCGGUCCUGACGACGGCCCUGCCUCUAUCACUUUCUGCCAAAAAUUGAGCUAAUUCGAAUUGUAUGCUUUUGAAAUACAGAAAUCAUCUAUUAGUGGUACUUUUCUCGAUAUUGUAUAAGGUGUGGCAUUUAAGAGGAUGUAUGUGCAAUAUCU
Messenger RNA from Harmonia axyridis, 1842 nucleotides. RefSeq lists its product as uncharacterized. The coding region runs from base 46 to 735 and encodes 229 amino acids. Lineage: Eukaryota; Metazoa; Arthropoda; Insecta; Coleoptera; Coccinellidae. The record is from RefSeq and is a predicted model, not a curated record. The transcript is spliced from 6 exons.